CUCCACCGAUUCAUAAUUCAUUCAUCUCUCCAAUUUUCGUGCUUAAGAAACUCGCUCCAAUUUUCUUCAUUGGCCUGCCAUUUUCUCUUUCCUCUCCCACCGUCUUUCUCUGCUCAAAUCCAACCUCCAGUCUCUCUCCAUUUUGGACUUCGCAGUCUUAUCGCGACUUCCAUAAAUUAGGUUUACUCUACGUUUCUACUGCUGGAAUCUGCAUCUCCGUAUUCGUCCCUUGCCGCCGCCGUCGUCGUUUUAUACUCCCGCAAUAAGCUACUGUAUUCAGAGGUGGUGAAAGUGAAAGUUGGUGAAGUUUGAGAUUAACAGAGGAUUCGAGCGAGCGAGCGAUUGAGAGUUGAAGACAGACGUGUGUUCGUUCUUGCUUGAGUUCGUGUUUUCGUGCGGGAUUCUCUGUUUUGGCUGGACGCUGAGACUGUAAAAAAUGCCGCACAGAACGACUUACUUCUUCCCGAGGCAAUUUCCGGAUCGCGGAUUUGACUCGGCAUCAACUUCCAAACAGAUUUUGGAUCACGAGAAGAAAAUCAACAAAGACACUUUUAGUACUGAAAGCGACGCGAAACCGACCCCGCGGCCAGCGCGCGACUUUAGCGUCACGAAGAGUUCGGCUGUAUCGGAUCUUUUCACGGGGGACAAGACUCAAAGCAAUAAGAAACUUCCUGCUUUUUACGAUUGGUUGGUGGACAAGAAAGCAACGCGAUCGGCGACUGCUCACGUGAAAACUUGGCUUUCCAAUUGCGACGAGGAGCACGAGCUUUUGCUUCCGCCGCCUACCUCGGAGCCGGACCACGACACAACGCCGGUUAAGGAUCGGAGUGUUGACCGGAACUUUGACCGUCAAGUUUCACUGCCUAGGGUAUCAAGCGGGAGUAGCUAUGCGGGGAGUUUGUUUUCAGGAACGGGAACGGGAACGGGGACAGUGGAUGGAAAUUUUUCCAGCGAUGUUAAGGAUUCAUCGGCCUCAAAGAUCUUGUCCUCGCGCACGGCAAGGCCGGAAGAGAUUGAGGUUGAAGGUAGUAAGGAGAACCUAGCAAAGAGAGCGACAGAGAGUUAUUACCUGCAACUUGCUCUGGCUGCAUCGCUUCGCUCCAAUGCUAGUCUCGCUGGCGAUCCUGUGCUUAUGGAGGAGGGCAGGGUCGACGUUACGGACGCUGAAACCGUUUCUUACCGACUUUGGGUAAGUGGUUGCCUCUCCUACUCCGACAAAAUUUCAGAUGGCUUCUACAAUAUUUUGGGUAUGAACCCAUAUCUCUGGGUUAUGUGCAAUGAUUUUGAGGAAGGUAGACGGCUACCACCACUGAUGUCGCUUAAAACCAUUGAACCAAGUGAGACGUCAAUGGAGGUGGUUCUUGUUGAUAGACGUGGGGACUCUCGACUGAAAGAGCUUGAAGACAAAGCACAAGAACUAUAUUGUGCUUCAGAGAACACCCUGGUGUUGGUGGAGAAACUAGGAAAACUUGUUGCGAUCUACAUGGGGGGCACUUUUCCGGUGGAGCAAGGAGGGUUACAUCUCCAUUGGAAAGUGGUGAGCAAAAGAUUGAGGGAAUUUCAGAAGUGCAUAGUGCUUCCAAUUGGUAGUCUUUCUAUGGGGCUAUGCAGACACCGUGCAAUACUUUUCAAGAAAUUGGCAGAUUAUAUAGGUUUGCCAUGUCGGAUAGCUAAAGGUUGCAAGUAUUGUGUUGCAGAUCAUCGAUCCUCUUGCCUCGUCAAAAUUGAAGACRACAGGCAAUCAUUGAGAGAAUAUGUAGUUGAUUUAGUUGGGGAACCAGGAAAUAUACAUGGUCCAGAUUCCUCAAUUAAUGGAGGGUUCCCAUCUUCAAUGCCUUCACCACUCCACAUUUCUCAUUUAAAAGAGUUCCAAGAACCUUUUGUGGAAAGCCAUCAGACCGUAGGCUCAAAGCAAAAUCGUGCUUUUCCUCUAAAUCUUCUACAUUCAGGUUUUGGAGAGCACCAGAUGAAAGGGGGAAGCAUUUUACAUAAGAGUCCAGGGCCUGAAACUGAUAAUUUGGUCGAUCAAGCUUGUAUGAGAUCAUUGCAGCUGUGUUUGGAAACAAAAGUGAGCAAGGAGUGUGUGCUUCAGAGUCAUAUAUUGGCAUCUGCUGACGCUGAUGCCUCCAAGGUGUUGGAUUCUGUUGCUGGUGCAUCUUUACAUGAAAACAAAGUAGUAGUUGAAGAAAUAUGCCGGACAGAGGCGGUUGUGGCAGGGAUUUCACUGAAUGGAACUCCUUCAACUCAAACAAAUUCAAAGGAGGUUGAGGGUCGGUCUCAAAAUUGUUCAGCGGCAUACCUGACACUUGAACCAUCACUUGCAAUGGAUUGGCUGGAAAUUGCAUGGGAUGAAUUACAUAUAAAGGAGCGUGUUGGAGCUGGCUCAUUUGGAACAGUGCAUCGUGCUGAAUGGCAUGGAUCGGAUGUUGCUGUCAAGGUUCUAACCGUGCAGGAUUUCCAUGACGAUCAGUUGAAAGAGUUUCUAAGAGAGGUUGCAAUAAUGAAGCGGGUCCGCCAUCCAAAUGUGGUCCUCUUCAUGGGUGCAGUUACAAAACGACCUCAUCUUUCGAUAGUAACUGAAUACCUGCCAAGGGGUAGUCUCUAUCGUCUAAUUCACAGGCCAUCUUCUGGCGAAUUGAUGGAUCAAAGGAAGCGAUUGCGCAUGGCACUGGAUGUUGCAAAGGGAAUCAACUACCUACAUUGUCUCAAUCCUCCUAUAGUACACUGGGAUCUUAAAUCUCCUAACUUGCUGGUUGACAAAAAUUGGACAGUAAAGGUUUGUGAUUUUGGGUUGUCCAGAUUCAAAGCAAACACUUUCAUAUCAUCAAAAUCUGUAGCUGGAACACCCGAGUGGAUGGCUCCAGAAUUCCUUCGGGGAGAGCCUUCAAAUGAGAAGUCUGACGUUUACAGUUUCGGAGUGAUCCUCUGGGAACUGGUAACAAUGCAACAACCUUGGAGUGGGCUUGGUCCGGCUCAGGUUGUGGGAGCUGUCGCUUUCCAGAAUAGAAAGCUUUCCAUCCCAUCAAGUACUUCCCCACUGCUGGCUUCGCUCAUCGAGUCUUGCUGGGCAGACGAUCCGGUUCAGCGCCCAUCCUUCGCAAGCAUAGUCGAGUCUUUAAAGAAAUUGCUCAAAUCUCCACAGCAGUUGAUAGCGAUGGGCGGAACGUGAAGACAUCUCCCAGCUAGCUGCUAAAGCCGAUUUGGGAGAGCUAACCAAUUAUGCAGUAACAUAAACCCCUUGAUAACCAAUAUCUUCAACUGACUCGGUCAUUUUGGUCUUUGGCAACUGUAGAUUUUGGUGGUUGUAUAAGGCUGGAAAUAGCCCAUUAAGCAGAUGAAAGCUCAGGCUUUUAGUAGCAAGUACCCCAUAGAAAAACAGUAAAUUCUACGUCAAUAUUGGUUCUGCAAUGGGGUUUAUAACAUCGCAAAUCCAAAUGUAAUACAGUUCCAAAAUUACUGGGAACGUAUUUUUACUGCUAACUGCACUGUACCCGGCCUGUAAUCUCUGUGAACCCGCAGUAUGUUAUCGCCAUCUCUAAUGGUGAAAGCGGAAAUAAAAUAAAAUAUUACCAAUUUCUUUUUAC
Momordica charantia (bitter melon) is the source of this 3584-nucleotide messenger RNA. Its product is annotated as Protein kinase superfamily protein. Gene Ontology annotation, biological process: protein phosphorylation. NCBI's taxonomy places the organism in Eukaryota, Viridiplantae, Streptophyta, Magnoliopsida, Cucurbitales, Cucurbitaceae. The record is from RefSeq and is a predicted model, not a curated record. Gene Ontology annotation, molecular function: ATP binding; protein serine/threonine kinase activity.